AAAAAAAAAAAAAAAGUUCCAGCAUUGGGACACUUCCACAGAGUUUGUCAAAGAAGAUGAAAAGAAGAGAUACAAGUGAGAGAAAGAAAUCAAAUCAAAUCAAAACAGCACUGGGCAAUUCUUCCUCCAAUGUCAUUACGUCAUUUCCCCAAAGACACUUAUGCUUAGGAACCAGAGAGAUCAAAACCGAUGCGAUAAAGAACAAAAGAAAAGAUGGCUGACGAUUUAGCAUGCAGAAGGGAAGUGAUAUAUCAGGAUGUAUAGAUGAUUCUAAACUGUAAGUUCUGGCUUGUAAACUAUGCACUGUAUAUUCUAUGUGAUUUUUUUUGGAAGAGGCUUGUUAUUUGAUGGUGACUUGGCAUGAUGAUGAAACAGAAAGGAGGAAGACUGCUGCUUGUACCAGAGAGCUGCUUGCCUUUACAGGACUACAGGUCCCAGGGUGCAUCUGUCCCUGCCUCUGCCACUACAGGACUACAGGUCCCAGGGUGCAUCUGUCCCUUCCCCUGCCAUUACAGGACUACAGGUCCCAGGGUGCAUCUGUCCCUGACACUACAUGUCCCAGGGUGCAUCUGUCCCUGUCCCUGCCACUACAGGACUACAGGUCCCAGGGUGCAUCAGUCCCUGCCCCUGCCAUUACAGGACUACAGGUCCCAGGGUGCAUCUGUCCCUGACACUACAGGUCCCAUGGUGCAUGUGCAUCUGCCCCUGCCACUACAGGACUACAGGUCCCAGGGUGCAUCAGUCCCUGCCCCUGCCAUUACAGGACUACAGGUCCCAGGGUGCAUCAGUCCCUGCCCCUGCAUCUACAGGUCCCAGGGUGCAUAUGUCCCUGCCCCUGCCCCUGCCCCUGCCCCUGCCCCUGCCAUUACAGGACUACACAUCCCAGGGUGCAUCAGUCCCUGUCCCUGCCACUACAGGACUACAGGUCCCAGGGUGCAUCAGUCCCUGCCCCUGCCAUUACAGGACUACAGGUCCCAGGGUGCAUCUGUCCCUGCCAUUACAGUACUACAGGUCCCAGGGUGCAUCUGUCCCUGCCCCUGCCAUUACAGGACUACAGGUCCCAGGGUCCUUCUGUCCCUGCCCCUGCCAUUACAGUACUACAGGUCCCAGGGUGCAUCUGUCCCUGCCCCUGCAAUUACAGGACUACAGGUCCCAGGGUGCAUCUGUCCCUGCCCCUGCCACUACAGGUCCCAGGGUGCAUCUGUCCCUAUCUCUGCUAUUACAGGACUACAGGUCCCAGGGUGCAUCUGUCCCUGCCCCUGCCAUUACAGUACUACAGGUCCCAGGGUGCAUCUGUUCCUGCCCCUGCCACUACAGUACUACAGGUCCCAGGGUGCAUCUGCCCCUGCCCCUGCCCCUGCCACUACAGUACUACAGGUCCCAGGGUGCAUGAAACAGAAAGGAGAAAGGAGGAAGACUGCUGAGGAGGAAACAGAAAGGAGGAAGACUGCUGCUUGUACCAGAGAGCUGCCUGCCUUUACAGGACUACAGGUCCCAGGGUGCAUCUGUCCCUGCCUCUGCCACUACAGGACUACAGGUCCCAGGGUGCAUCUGUCCCUUCCCCUGCCAUUACAGGACUACAGGUCCCAGGGUGCAUCUGUCCCUGACACUACAUGUCCCAGGGUGCAUCUGUCCCUGUCCCUGCCACUACAGGACUACAGGUCCCAGGGUGCAUCAGUCCCUGCCCCUGCCAUUACAGGUCCCAGGGUGCAUCUGUCCCUGACACUACAGGUCCCAUGGUGCAUGUGCAUCUGCCCCUGCCACUACAGGACUACAGGUCCCAGGGUGCAUCAGUCCCUGCCCCUGCCAUUACAGGACUACAGGUCCCAGGGUGCAUCAGUCCCUGCCCCUGCAUCUACAGGUCCCAGGGUGCAUAUGUCCCUGCCCCUGCCAUUACAGGACUACACAUCCCAGGGUGCAUCAGUCCCUGUCCCUGCCACUACAGGACUACAGGUCCCAGGGUGCAUCAGUCCCUGCCCCUGCCAUUACAGGACUACAGGUCCCAGGGUGCAUCUGUCCCUGCCCCUGCCACUACAGGUCCCAGGGUGCAUCUGUCCCUGCCCCUGCCAUUACAGUACUACAGGUCCCAGGGUGCAUCUGUCCCUGCCCCUGCCAUUACAGGACUACAGGUCCCAGGGUCCUUCUGCCCCUGCCAUUACAGUACUACAGGUCCCAGGGUGCAUCUGUCCCUGCAAUUACAGGACUACAGGUCCCAGGGUGCAUCUGUCCCGGCCCCUGCCACUACAGGUCCCAGGGUGCAUCUGUCCCUAUCUCUGCUAUUACAGGACUACAGGUCCCAGGGUGCAUCUGUCCCUGCCCCUGCCAUUACAGUACUACAGGUCCCAGGGUGCAUCUGUUCCUGCCCCUGCCACUACAGUACUACAGGUCCCAGGGUGCAUCUGCCCCUGCCCCUGCCCCUGCCACUACAGUACUACAGGUCCCAGGGUGCAUCUGUCCCUGCCCCUGCCACUACAGGACUACAGGUCCCAGGGUGCAUAUGUCCCUGCCCCUGCCACUACAGUAAUACAGGUCCCAGGGUGCUGUACUACAGGUCCCAGGGUGCAUCUGUCCCUGCCCCUGCCACUACAGUACUACAGGUCCCAGGGUGAAUCUGUCCCUGCCCCUGCCACUACAGUACUACAGGUCCCAAGGUGCAUCUGUCCCUGGCACUACAGUACUACAGGUCCCAGGGUGCAGUACUACAGGUCCCAGGGUUCAUCUGUCCCUGCCCCUGCCCCUGCCACUACAGUACUACAGGUCCCAGGGUGCAGUACUACAGGUCCCAGGGUGCAUCUGUCCCUGCCCCCCUAGACUUGGGGCACAUUCAAAUAGAAGUAUGCUAUGUAGAACAAACAUGGAUCUCUGAGAUGUAGAAUAAGGAAUCACGUCGGCCCUAUUUGUGGUAUUUCUAUCUGAAACGAUCGAGAACAUUUUGGUACCGAACAUGUCCCUGACAUUCCUGACCUGUCAUCACACACUGAGGCAAAACAUUAUUAUCAUGUACUUUUUCCUCUCU
Molecule: messenger RNA, 3016 nt
Organism: Oncorhynchus keta (chum salmon)
Lineage: Eukaryota; Metazoa; Chordata; Actinopteri; Salmoniformes; Salmonidae
Exons: 3
Coding region: 361-2811 (816 amino acids)
Source: RefSeq, a predicted model, not a curated record